Messenger RNA from Nerophis ophidion (straightnose pipefish), 5699 nucleotides. Its product is annotated as diacylglycerol kinase beta-like. Gene Ontology annotation, cellular component: plasma membrane. The transcript has 25 exons. Gene Ontology annotation, biological process: lipid phosphorylation; intracellular signal transduction; diacylglycerol metabolic process. The record is from RefSeq and is a predicted model, not a curated record. Gene Ontology annotation, molecular function: ATP-dependent diacylglycerol kinase activity; calcium ion binding. Bases 393 to 2960 code for a protein of 855 amino acids. Lineage: Eukaryota; Metazoa; Chordata; Actinopteri; Syngnathiformes; Syngnathidae.
AGAAUCUUUCUUGUGUUCACAGGAUGAGGAGAGUGUGCGCGAGUGCUGCAUGGUAUGUUCUCUGGAAGGAUGUGUGACGUCAGGACAAGGUCUUCCAGUGGCAGAGGACAGGACAUCCAGGAGAUGUGAGCAUGAAGGUCUUUUCUGCUGAGUGGUUGCUCGGAUGACAGUCAGACCCUAUUCCAUCCUCUUCAUCAUCAUCAUCAUCAUCAUGGCCCCUGGUGGACAAAACACUCAAGAGGCUGAGGAACGUGACCAGAGCGGAGAGGGCUUCCUGUAGGCUGUCCAGCUGAAUGAAGGAUCGAGGCCACGAGGAUCGUACCUUGGUGCGCUCUUAGCCCCCCACCCCCCCACCCCCCACCCCACCCCCCCUUUCUUUCCAGGCAGGCAGGAUGGAGGACAGGAGCUGGGUGUGUCUGAGCCCCGCUGAGUUCAAGCAGCUGCAGCAGUACAGCGAGUACUCCACGAAGAAGCUGAAGGAUGUUCUGGAAGAGUUCCAUGGCGAAGGCGACCUUGCCAAAUACAACCCUGAACAGCAAAUGGACUAUGAAGGUUUCCAGCUCUUCAUGACUUCCUACCUGGACAAGAACAUCCCUGACCAGCUGUGUCAGCGCAUUUUCACCUCCUUCAAGAGCAAGACCGGAAACAUCUCUCCUGAACACCAACGUCCCACAUCACACAACCUGCUGGGCAUGAAUGGUAGAAGCACCCCGUCUGUGAUGUUGGGACACCGCCCCGAGAACACGGGCAGCACGGGCCCCGCCUCGUCCCCUUGUUGGUCUCGCUCUUCCUCAUGGAGGUCCACGGCCGAGGCUGGCACUCCGGAGGGGCCGUGCCGCUCCCUGUCUGGUCGGGUCAGACCCGACGACGCCCUGACCCCCGACGUCAAAGCACCCAUAUCGCCCCUGUCGCCCCCCAAACCUUCCCCCGAGAGAAGUGAGAAAUUUCCGUCCUUCCCAAGGAGCCUGUCGCCCCACAGGGGGUCCCCGCAGCCCCAGGUGGUCUUUCUCAAGGACAUCGUCUGCUACCUGUCUCUCCUGGAGCGCGGGACGCCCGAGGACAAGCUGGAGUUCAUGUUCCGGCUCUACGACAGGGACGGUAACGGCGUCCUGGACAGUUCUGAGCUGGACCGCAUCAUCAGUCAGAUGGUGCACGUGGCCGAGUACCUGGAAUGGGACUCCACAGAACUGGAGCCGAUUCUGAAGGAAAUGAUGGAGGAGAUCGACUACGAUCGAGAUGGGACUGUCACGCUGGAGGAGUGGAUCCGAGGAGGCCUGACCACCAUUCCCUUACUGGUGCUGCUGGGCAUGGACACGAACGUUCAGGAGGACGGUCAGCACGUUUGGCGCCUGAAGCACUUCAACAAGCCGGCCUACUGUAACUUGUGCCACGCCAUGCUGCUGGGCGUACGCAAGCAGGGCCUCUGCUGCUGCUUGUGCAAGUACACCGUGCACGAGCGCUGCGUGUCCAAAAACAUCGCCGCCUGCAUCAGCACCUAUGCCAAAUCUCGUAGACACACACAGGCCUUGCAUCACGUGUGGAUGGAGGGUAACUCGCCCAGCAAGUGCGAUCGCUGCCACAGGAGCAUCAAGUGUUACCAAGGCCUCACCGGCCUCCACUGCGUGUGGUGCCACAUCACUCUGCACAACAAAUGUGCUUCUCACCUGAAACCUGAAUGUGAUGGAGGAGCCUUGAAGGACCACACUCUACUUCCUUCUUACAUCUGCCCCGCUGUCCUGGACCGCCAGACUGUGGUCAAACGUAGCGAAGGCGAGUCGCCGCCGAGCACCAGCCCAGACGAAGUCGCCCACACCUUGAAAUUUUCCCCGGUAGAAGGACAAGCGUUGCAGAUCUCACCACUCCCAGGCACGCACCCCCUGCUGGUGCUGGUCAACCCCAAGAGUGGGGGUAGACAAGGAGAACGCGUUCUUAGGAAGUUCCGCUACCUUCUGAACCCGCGGCAGGUGCACAGUUUGGAGCAAGGUGGCCCUGCAGCCGGGCUCAACUUCUUCCGCGACGUUCCCAACUUCCGCGUGCUGGCGUGUGGCGGUGACGGCACCGUGGGCUGGAUCCUAGACUGCAUAGACAAGGCCAACUUGGCACAGCACCCACCGGUGGCCAUCCUCCCUCUGGGCACGGGCAACGACCUGGCACGCUGUCUACGCUGGGGGGGAGGUUACGAAGGUGGCAGCCUGCUGAAGUUCCUGCGAGACGUGGAGCACAGCAGCGAGGUUCUCCUGGACCGCUGGAACAUCGACAUCGUGGCCGAGGACAGGCGGGACCAGGGCGACCCGGUGCCAUACAACAUCGUCAACAACUACUUCUCCAUCGGCGUGGACGCGUCCAUCGCUCAUCGCUUCCAUGUGAUGCGAGAGAAGCACCCUGAGAAGUUCAACAGCAGGAUGAAAAACAAGCUGUGGUACUUUGAGUUUGGCACCACAGAGACUCUUUCUUCCACCUGCAAGAAGAUCAACCAGUGCAUCCAGGUGGAGUGUGAUGGCAUCAUUUUGGACCUCAGCAACGCGUCCUUGGAAGGCGUGGCCGUGCUCAACAUUCCCAGCAUGCACGGAGGCUCCAACCUGUGGGGCGAGACCAAGAAGAGGAGGAAGUACAAGCGCAUGAGCAGGAAGGUUCCUGACAGCAGAACCCUCACCGACCCCAAUGAACUCAAGUUUUGCAUACAAGACUUCAGUGACCAGCUGCUGGAGGUGGUGGGUCUGGAAGGUGCCAUGGAGAUGGGUCAGAUCUACACGGGACUGAAGAGCGCCGGACGUCGGCUGGCUCAGUGCACCAGUGUAACCAUCAGGACUUCGAGACCACUGCCCAUGCAGAUUGAUGGCGAGCCCUGGAUGCAGACCCCAUGCACGAUCCGCAUCACGCACAAGAACCGAGUUCCCAUGCUGCUGGGUCUGCCACAGAGGACACCGUUCUUCUUCUUCCACAAGCGCAGUCGGGACUAAAAGGCGUCCACAAGCGCCACUAUAUUUUAAGACGCGCCACGAUGCCUGCUGAGAAGAAGUUCUUCAUGAAGGACACAAAGCUGCUGCUUGUGGCCAGAAGAAGAAUACAUUCUUCAUCCACCAUUCAAGAUUUUCUUGGAACAACCACGAAGUGUGGACUUGAAAUGUUGCGAUCAGAUCUUGGAAAUGCUCCAAUCACCGGACUUCCUCUCAGGGACGGACUUCCAGACCUGUGCCUGUCUCAUUGGUCCAAGUCCUGCAGGACUCCUUCUAAAUCUAUCCUACCUUUUCACUAUGGAAGGUCACAAGGACAUAAAGAAAUAAUUCUUAAAAUCAUUUUUAAUGUGUCAAAAAUUCAUUAAAAUUGGAAUAAAUAAACAAAUGCAUAAUAAGUUAAAGUAAAUUUGUUUAUGUUUAAUUAUUUAACAAUUAAAACAUUUGUAAUAAUAAAAAAAACAUAACAAUUUAAUUAUUUAUUUUUCAUUAUUUCAUGUUUUAAUUAAUUAUUUCAUUGUUCAAAAAGUUUAAAGCCUUAUUAAAAUAUUGAUUAAAUGGGCAACAUUUUUGUAUCGUGAUUAAAUUAAGGGAUUAUUUAGGCAAUAAUUUAAAUAUUCAUUUUCCCAAUUCAAUUAAGUAUUUAAUAAAUGUAAUAAAUAUUUUCAUAUUUAAUUAAUUAAUUUAUGAUUUAUUUAUUUAUUGUUUUAUUUUUUAAUUGUGAAUGUUUUAAGCCUUAAUUAUUGAUUGAAUUGACAGUUCUUUUGUAUCACGAUUAAAUUAAGGAUUUAUUUUAGCAUUAAUUUUAAUAUUUAUUUUUACAAUUCAAUUAUUUAUUCUAUUAACAAUGUAUUAAAUGUUUUAUAUAUUUAAUAAAUUGAUUUACGAUUUAUUAUUUCAUGUUUGAAUUAUUCCACAAUUUAAUAGAUUGUUAAUUUAAAUUAACCGUUUUUAAUACAUACUUUUUUCACGAUUGAAACAGUAAUUUCAACAUUUAAUUACUGUAAUGAUUUGGCAAUUGAAUGAUUUAUUCAUUAUUUAAUGAACAUGUGUGUCAGCAUUAAUGAAGCGCCGAGCCACACAUUUUUAAAGUAAUUGAAUCAUGAAAUAAUUUAUUAAAAUUUUGAUGUAAAUAGUGUAAUAGUUAAAUCAAUAACUGAUUGCAUAUUGAAUUAAUGAAAUACAUUGUGAAAUAAUUCAACAGUAAAAACGUUAAAUGUUAAAUUAAUCAAUGACACGUCAUCACACAUUUAUAUUUUUUUAAUUCCAAUUUUAAUGAACUAAUGACACAUUCAGGUCAUUAUUUAAUGAUUUCAUUCUUUAUUUUCGACCCUCCAUGAAUGCUUCACUGCCAGAGAAUGUCACCAACAUGUCUGCACUGAUAUCAAUAAUUAAUAUUUGUAAAUAUGAUCAUAUAUACAGUGCAGAGAAAUUUAAUAUUUGGUCACUUUUUAAGGCCCCUUCUUUUUCCUUCUACUUUUUUCAUAUUUGCACUAAAACUUAGAGAGAUUAUCUUUCCUUCCACAGCAAAACCCAUAAAAAUUAAACACUAUCUUUCCAAAUAAUUAUUAUUGUAGCACCUGAAAAAUAACUAGAACAUUUGAUAGGCCCGCCAUCUGUGCCCUGGACCUCUGGCCGGGGGUUGCCGUACUUUGAAGAUGGUGCCUAGUGUCCGAAUCCGUGUGUUUUAGGUAUAACUGGACAAACUGAGCGACAGAGUUAGCCUAAAAUGUUAGCAUGCACACAUUAAAAUGCUAACACAUAGCAUGUGUGCUCACAUUUCAAGUAACACGUCUGUAAGGUGAAUGGCUGUGGAAAUAGAUGAAAAAGUUAUUAUGCUUAGGUUAGCUUGCUAGCAUGGUAUCGUUUGCAUGACUCGAGUAAAAGGUUGCAAAACUAGCUCAAAAAGUUAGCAAGCAAAUGUUAGCAUGCUAUCAGUUAGCAUCUGUCACAUACCAAGUUAUAUGACUGUAAGGUGUAUGGCUGUCUAAUUAGAGAGAAAAAAAUUAAAGUUAGUAAAAACGUUAGCAUGUUAAUAAUAAAAGUUAGCAUGCUUACGUUAGCUUGCUGGCAUGCUAUCGUUUGCAUGCUAACAAUUAACAAGUGUCACAUACCAAAUUAUAUGAGUCUGGAUUAAAAGGUAGCAAAACUAGCUCAAAAAGUUAGCAUGCUAACGUUAGCAUGCUAUCAGUUAGCAUAUGUCACAUACCAAGUUAUAUGACUGUAAGGUGUAUGGCUGUCUAAUUAGACAGAAAAACCAGAGUUAGAAAAAAAUUUAGCAUGUUAAUAAUAAAAGUUAGCUUGAUAUCAUGCUAUCGUUUGCAUGCUAACAGUUAACAAGUGUCACGUACCAAGUUAUACGACUCUGGAAUAAACUGUAGCAAAACUAGCUCAAAAAGUUAGCGUGCUAUCAGUCAGCAUGUGUCACAUACCAAGUUAUGACUGUAUGGUGUAUGGCUGUCUAAUUAAACAGAAAAAAAACUAAAGUUAGCAUGUUAAUAAUAAAAGUUAGCAUGCUUGAUUUAGGUUGCUAACGUUUGCAUGCUAACAGUUAACAAGUGUCACGUACCAAGUUAUAUGACUCUAGGGUAAACUGUAGCAAAACGAACUGAAAUGGAAAUACAUAAAAAUUGUAUCAUGCUUAAGUUAGCUACCAAGUUAUAUGACUGUAAGGUGUAUGGCUGUCUAAUUAGAGAGAAAAAAACUAAAGUUCGCAUUUUAAUAAUAAAAGUUAUCACGCUUUAA